UUAUUGAUUUAUUUUUAUUAUCAACAACAGCAGUUUUAAAAUUGUAAUAGUAAUAAUAGUAUUUUCUCUUGUAUUUUUGGUUCUCCUUUUUUGUUACAGGGUAUUCCUUUCCAAAACAGUAAUCCCUCCUCCAAGAUACAACUCAUCUGCACAGUCUCCAGAUGUCGGACAAACGACGUGGAUUUCUUAAGACUCAGUGAUGAUCGGAAGUUUUAUCAUGGAGAACAACUUCAACCAAGAAGCUGAGGAAAAUCCUCAUCUGUGUUUCCAGAGAACACCAUCUCUUAGACGCAAAUGGAGAAAACGUUAUGGAGGCCUUGAUGGUAACAAACUACUGGAGCCAAACAAGGAGGAGGACACCAGAGAGAAUGGAGAGAUGACAGAUGCUCUCCCAAAGAAGAAUGCCAACCCUGUGAAGUUUACUGCAACUCUGGAAACAAAAGCCCCAGGGAACAUUCCACAAUCAGUGCCAAGAAAUACCUUUCCAUCCCAGAGGCCAGUCAAUUACGUUCUUCCAGGCUCCACAGGCUUGUCAUCUUUAAUAAGCAAUGGAAGCACAAAGAGAGCAGUACCAGAGCAGGACAAAAUUCAUCAAGCCAGCCAACCAUGGCAAAACUUGGGCCAACAAGAGGCCCAACAAGGUCAUUUUAAGAAAAAAGUGGCUGCAGAUGUGCUCUUUGAUUGUUUUGCCUCUGGGGGAAGAGUCAACACCAAUCAGUUUUUUGAGGCUUUGUGGAGCUCAGGAAUCAUUCGAACAGAUCCACGUAUUAAAGACUGCUACAGCCUGAUGCGAAAACUGCAGGAAGCAGAUGGCACAGUUGACAGAAGCACCUUUCACAGAUGUGUUACCGGCUUUGUGUCUAUCGUUCUGAAGGCAUUACAGGGAAGAUUUGUCAUUCCAGAUUUUUCAACUUUCGCAGAGGAAACUCAAAAGCAGUUUAUUAAAUGUAAACAGCUGUCUUCUGUAAAGGAGAAAGAUCAUGUAAAAGAAAGCAGCACACAAUGGGGGAUUUCAAUCUGUACAGUGGAUGGACAGAGACUUUCUUUAGGAGACUGGGCAGAACCUUGCAUUCUUGGAGAGAUAUCUUGGCCUCUCAUAUACAGUCUUGCAGUGGACCAUCAAGGUGCUGACUAUGUACACAGAUUUGUGGGAAUGGAGGAAUACUCCAAAUAUGAGUCACCUUUUACCCUAACCAAGCAAGGUGUACCACACAGUCCACUGAUUGAGACAGGAGCCAUAAUCAGCAGCUCGUUAUUACAGCUGGCAACCAGACCAGUCACGGAGGAAGAAGAAAAGUAUGAGUCUGUUCUGAAUAUCAUCAGAAGACUGUGUAACAAAGAACAUGCAAACUUAAACUGCACAAGCUAUCAAAACUUGCGAAAGGACAUUAUUCGACUACACGCCCUUUCGUUUUACCUGCAAGAGAAGAAAUGCUUUCCAGAAGGUGUGGGGAUCAAUGCCACGUUGGAUUUACUCUUACAGUGUUUAUCGACAGAAGUCACUUGCGAGUCUGGAGCAGCAUUGGCGGCGAGUCUAGCUAAUGGGGGUCUGUGCCCUCUGUCAGGUGAUCAAGUACUGUCUCCUCACGCCAUCCGCAGCACCCUUUCCAUGAUGCAGGUGGCUGGCAUGAAUGAUUAUUCAAGGACUUUCCAUUUCAGGACAUCUGUACCUGGCAAGUCCAGCCGUUCUGGUUUGGUGCUAAUAGUGGUACCGGGAGUUCUGGGACUCAUGUGCUGGUCACCUGGACUGGAUUCCAAUGGGAAUUCCUGGAGGGGUGUCCAUUUCUGUGAGGACCUGGUUUCAACCUUCCAGCUGCACAGUUUCGACAUUAGGACUCCCUUCAGACAGGUGCUGUCCUACAGACAGUGGAAAGUGGAGUCAGAGGGAUACCAAAUCAUGAAUCUCCUCUUGGCUGCUUAUAGAGGGGACAUGGUGUCUUUGCGCAGAUACCUUCUGGCAGGAGCAGAUGUGAAUACUGUGGAUUAUGAUGGACGAUCAGCAUUGCAUGUCGCAGCCUCAGAGGGACGUCUGGACGUCAUCAAGUUCCUGGUGGAGAAUGCAAAUGCAAACUGCACACUCAAGGACAGGUGGGGUAACACAGCUUUACUGGAGGCCAUGAGAUGCAAUCAAGACCCUGCCAUCCAACUUCUGAGAAAGUACACCGAUUAUGAAGAGAGUUUAUGAUCAAAUAUUAAAAAUACAUUGGAUGGGAUAGUUGACCCCAAAAUGAAAACAUGCUAUUUCAAACCAGUGUUACUUUCUUUCUGCUGUGGAACAAAAAAUGGACAAUGUUAGCCUCAGUCACCAUUUACUUUCAUUGCAUCUUUUUCCCAUACAAUGAAAGUGAAUGGUGGCUAAGGCUAACAUUCUGCCUAACAUCUCCUUUUGUGUUCUACAGAAGAAAAAAGCAAUAUGGGUUUGGAACUACAUGAGUGAGUAAAUAAUGACAGUAUCUAAUACUUUCAAGGUUCACAUAGAACUACAUUUUAUUCAGAACGAAGAGGAGGAUACUUCUCUACUUGGGUAGAAAACAUUAGCCUGUAUUGCUGGCAACAGACCCAGUCAACCACUCACUUAUUAGAAAUGAUUAAAAGAGAAAUAAACCUUUUUUCUUCAAUAAAUGCUUGAAUAGAAAGUUCAA
This is a messenger RNA of Myxocyprinus asiaticus (Chinese sucker), 2642 nucleotides long. It is a transcript of the gene glsl, whose product is annotated as glutaminase like. The transcript has 22 exons. Gene Ontology annotation, biological process: L-glutamine catabolic process. The record is from RefSeq and is a predicted model, not a curated record. NCBI's taxonomy places the organism in Eukaryota, Metazoa, Chordata, Actinopteri, Cypriniformes, Catostomidae. The coding region runs from base 200 to 2185 and encodes 661 amino acids. Gene Ontology annotation, molecular function: glutaminase activity; protein binding.